GGUAGGUGGCUGUCCCCUGGGCGGGGCGGAGGACAGUGUCGGCGCUGGCGGCCCGGGGAGAGGACAGGGCGGUGUCACCGGCGCAGGGCGGGCGGCGAGCUGUGUGUCAAAGGUGACAGGGAGCAGUGCAGUGGUGAUAACUUCAUAAUGACCUGGUAUUUGGAUGGAAGUCAUGGGUACAGCGACGAACGCUACAGCCCCGAGCCUGCAUACGACCACGAGUGGCCCUGGCACGAACAGCCCGGAGACACGAUGCUGGCUGCCAGUGCGGCUCGGAGCCGCCGCCGGAGCAGUGUGGCCAUCCCUCCGGCGGCCGGCGGCAGGCGUCAGUCCCUGUUCGUCACCCAGCAGCUGGAGGAGCGUCGCGAGCGGCGGCUGCGCGAGAACCGCGACCAGCUCGACGAGCGCGACGAGCCGGAGGAGGGCGAGGGGGCCGCUGACGCGCCGUCAGAGGGCCGGCCGGCGUCGGCCACCUCUGCCGAGCGCGUCUCACCGCCGGACAGACCGGCGGAGAGGCGCGUCACGCUCAACGUGCCCGAUGGAGACGCGCCAGAGCCGGGGAUGCGCCGGCGACGGGCCGUCGGCAUCGGCGACCACAAGUCCUGCGCGCUCGUCCAGUCCAACAUGAAGACCCUGCGGCUCGGCGACCUCAUGUGAGUACUGAGUACCCGGAUGGACCGGCUCUGUUCGGCCCGAUCUGUGGGCCCUCUGUGUGCUGUGUAUUAUAGAGCGCAAGUGGCGCCGUGGUGCUCAUGCAGACUGGUAGCGCCACUGACCUGCUGUGGCAGAUGAGUGAAACUCAGCUUUGUUAUAAUCUGCACUGGCGGCGCACCGAGGCAGCAAUUCAGGAACGGUGAAUCUCAAUCUUUGACAUCUAAACCGAGGCAUAACUACGCGUCAAUCGUUAGUUUUUUGUCUUUUUUUUACUGCUUCGGACCAAAGCAGUCUGCUUCCUAAAUAAACGAAGGUGUACCGCUUGGCGCAGCAUUGGUAUGCGGGUCUAUACGGGCAUGAUUUAUGCUGAGACUUAUCAAGUCUCAUGAAUUUGUCUUCUAAUACUAGUUGCAGUCAUUCC
Molecule: messenger RNA, 1075 nt
Organism: Amphibalanus amphitrite
Lineage: Eukaryota; Metazoa; Arthropoda; Thecostraca; Balanomorpha; Balanidae
Exons: 2
Coding region: 148-657 (169 amino acids)
Source: RefSeq, a predicted model, not a curated record